UACUUGUCUUCACCUCACCAGCAGAUUCAUCUCUUCUCAGAUCUCUUGUUUUUUAUUUUUUUUAUUUUUUUUGAAAGGUAUCUCAGUUCUCUUGUUGCUGCUUCUUUGUGAAGUGAGUAUGAAUGAUUAAAUAACAUUUCUACUUACAGAAUCAGCUGACUGGGUUUUUACCCGUAUCUUUUUCAGCUUCAUAUCCUCACAGAUAUUCUCAGCUACUCAUUUGGGUAUUUUCACUCUAGAAGUGGUAGAUUGGGCAACAAAGAGAAAUGGGUAUUUGUCUAAGCAAAGGCAGAAUUGGAGGAUCAAAUUCUAAUGAUCAUAGAUCAGGAAGUGGUGAUGGUGCUGGGAUGAGUUACCAAAAACUUCAAGAACCUGCAAUACAGGAGCAGAACACAAUUCCUGCCCAACAAUUACCUGGAAGGCAGCCUGCAGCCGGAGUGCAGCGGAAAAAGCCGGCGCCGAGCUCCAAACCAGUAGUCCACAGGCCAGAUACCAUUCUGGGGAAACCAUUUGAAGAUAUUAAGUCAUUCUAUACUAUUGGAAAAGAACUAGGUAGAGGUCAAUUUGGGGUCACAUAUCUGUGCACUGAGAAUUCAACUGGUCAGCAAUAUGCUUGCAAGUCUAUAUCCAAAAGGAAGCUAGUUUCCAAGAAUGACAGGGAGGAUAUGAAGAGAGAGAUCCAAAUUAUGCAGCAUCUGACUGGGCAGGCCAAUAUUGUUGAAUUUAAGGGUGCUUAUGAGGAUAGACAAUCUGUCCAUCUUGUGAUGGAGCUAUGUGCCGGGGGAGAGCUCUUUGAUCGGAUUAUUGCAAAGGGGCAUUAUAGUGAAAGGGCCGCGGCUUCAAUAUGCAGGGCCAUUGUAAAUGUGGUGCACGUCUGCCAUUUUAUGGGCGUGAUGCACCGGGACCUCAAGCCUGAGAAUUUCUUGUUGUCUGACAAGAGCGAAAAUGCUCGUUUGAAGACAACUGAUUUUGGGUUAUCAGUCUUCAUUGAAGAAGGGAAGGUGUAUCAUGAUAUAGUUGGGAGUGCUUACUAUAUUGCUCCUGAAGUGUUGCGGCGUAGCUAUGGAAAGGAGAUAGAUAUUUGGAGUGCAGGGGUUAUCUUGUAUAUCUUACUAUGUGGCGUGCCUCCCUUCUGGGCCGAAACGGAGAAAGGAAUAUUUAAUGAAAUUUUAAAAGGGGAAAUUGACUUUGAAAGUCAACCUUGGCCAUCUAUUUCAAGUAGUGCAAAGGACUUGGUCAAGAAGAUGCUGACGCUUGACCCCAAAACCCGACUUACUUCUGUUCAAGUUCUUGAGCACCCUUGGAUUAGAGAAGGUGGAGAGGCAUCAGACAAGCCAAUAGACAGUGCAGUCCUCUCGAGAAUGAAGCAAUUCCGAGCAAUGAACAAACUCAAGAAACUCGCACUUAAGGUUAUUGCUGAAAAUCUCUCCGAAGAAGAAAUUCAAGGGCUGAAAUCAAUGUUUACAAGUAUGGACACUGACAAGAGUGGCACAAUCACUUAUGAAGAACUUAAGACAGGAUUAGCUCGACUGGGGUCGAAGCUCACUGAAGUUGAAGUUAAGCAACUCAUGGAAGCUGCUGAUGUGGAUGGAAAUGGGACAAUUGACUACAUCGAGUUCAUCACUGCUACUAUGCAUAGACACAAACUGGAAAGAGAUGAACACCUUUACAAAGCCUUCCGGCAUUUUGACAAGGAUAAUAGUGGGUAUAUCACGAGAGAUGAACUGGAAAUAGCCAUGAAAGAAUAUGAAAUGGGCGAUGAUGCUACCAUCAAAGAAAUAAUAUCGGAAGUGGACACAGAUAAUGAUGGGAGGAUCAAUUAUGAAGAGUUCUGUACAAUGAUGAGAAGCGGAACCACACAGCCAGGCAAGCUCUUCUAGUACUACUCAAGAAACUUCCCAAGAUUUUAUAUGUUGAUCAGAGAAAUCCCGAAAAGUUUGCUUCUAAAAUUUGUAUCAACAACUCAAUACUGCAUGCAAAUUCUUCGGUUUAUUUUUUAGUAACAAAUGUCAGGUUCCUGCAUGUCCAUAUCUUUCUUGUGUUCCUUUCGGCCUGUGCUUACAUUUGAGGCUUCUGAAAGAGGGUUAUGGCAUUUUACUUCUUCGUUUUUCCUUUUUCUGUUUUCUUUUGGAAUGUUGUUUAUAUUUGUCAGAGUAAGGAUCUGAAUGUUUAGCAAGUCUGCAAUGUAUUAGCAGUGCUCAUAACUUUCUUGUGUUCCUUUCGGUCUUGUGCUUAAAUUUGAGGCUUCUGAAAGAGGGUUUUCCAUUGUACUUUUUCUUUUGGAAGGUGGUUUAUAUUUUUUACCA
Molecule: messenger RNA, 2306 nt
Organism: Cornus florida
Lineage: Eukaryota; Viridiplantae; Streptophyta; Magnoliopsida; Cornales; Cornaceae
Product: calcium-dependent protein kinase 2-like
Exons: 9
Coding region: 267-1880 (537 amino acids)
Biological process (GO): peptidyl-serine phosphorylation; protein autophosphorylation; intracellular signal transduction
Cellular component (GO): cytoplasm; nucleus
Molecular function (GO): calmodulin binding; calcium/calmodulin-dependent protein kinase activity; calcium ion binding
Source: RefSeq, a predicted model, not a curated record